Asparagus officinalis (garden asparagus) is the source of this 1194-nucleotide messenger RNA. Its product is annotated as G-type lectin S-receptor-like serine/threonine-protein kinase B120. The record is from RefSeq and is a predicted model, not a curated record. The transcript has 3 exons. Bases 1 to 1194 code for a protein of 397 amino acids. Gene Ontology annotation, biological process: recognition of pollen. NCBI's taxonomy places the organism in Eukaryota, Viridiplantae, Streptophyta, Magnoliopsida, Asparagales, Asparagaceae.
AUGAAUUCUCUGCUGUUAUUCCUCUCUUUCACCUCCCUCUUCCUGCGAACACUAUCCACGGACAGCUUAACUCCAACCCAACCCCUCACUGACGGCAGCACCCUCAUUUCAUCUGGCCAAAUCUUCGAACUGGGUUUCUUCAGUCCGCAAGGUUCAGCAAAGCGCUACGUUGGCAUCUGGUACCAUAAUUUCUCCACUGACACAGUCCUCUGGGUAGCAAACCGACAGUCUCCUGUUCUUGACAGAUCAGGGUCCCUGAGAAUCUCAGCAAGUGGGAAUUUGAUCCUCGUCAAUGGAGAAAAUAUAACUCUCUGGUCAUCUAAUGUUACUAUCUCUAUAAAUUCAAAGGAAAUGACAGUUCAGUUAUUAGACAAUGGAAAUCUUCAGCUUAAUGAUUCGUGGAAUGUUGUCUGGCAGAGCUUUGAUUAUCCUACGGACACAUAUUUGACAGGUAUGAAGGAUGGGCUCGAUAUGGUAACAAAUGUCAACCAACUUUUUACUUCGUGGAAGAGUCCGAACGAUCCUGAAAAAGGAAAUUACUCUAUGGGAAUUGAUCCUGAUAGAUCGACACAGAUAUUUAUAUGGGAGGGGACAAAGCCUAGGUGGCGAUCUGGGCAAUGGAAUGGGCAGGUGUUUAUUGGGGUUCGAGGGAUGCUUCCGAUGUAUAUUUAUGGAUUCAAGCUUAGUAACUUUGAACAGGAAGGGAAGAUGUAUUUUUAUUAUUCGGCGUUCAAUGCUUCUCAUAGAUAUGUUCUGUCUUGGGAUGGGAGUUUGAAGCAUUUGAUCUGGCAGAGUGAUACACAGGGUUUUGUACCAAAGUCUAUUGACGAAUGGGAAAACGGAAAUUGGACAAAUGGAUGCACUAGAAGAACCACGUUAAGUUGUGAGAGAAAUACGAGCAAUGGUGACCAAGGAGAGCAAGAUGGAUUCUUGAUGCUACAAGGAGUAAAGCUACCUGAUUUAUCUGAUUGGGAUCAAAAUUCAGGUAGCAUUAGCCGUUGUGAGCAGACUUGUUUGGCUAAUUGUUCUUGCAAGGCCUAUUCUUUCGUAACGGGUAUUGGCUGCUUGAAAUGGGGUGGCGAUUUGGUGGAUAUUUAUAUGUUCUCAAGUGGAGGGGAGAAUUUAUAUGUCAAGCUUGCAGGUUCAGAGCUAGGUAUAAAAAUUGAAGCUUAUUACUUCUACAUUUUAAGAUAG